This is a messenger RNA of Choloepus didactylus (southern two-toed sloth), 3573 nucleotides long. RefSeq names its product ubiquitin like with PHD and ring finger domains 2 (gene UHRF2). Gene Ontology annotation, molecular function: ubiquitin protein ligase activity; protein binding. Bases 300 to 2705 code for a protein of 801 amino acids. Gene Ontology annotation, biological process: negative regulation of gene expression via chromosomal CpG island methylation; protein ubiquitination. Lineage: Eukaryota; Metazoa; Chordata; Mammalia; Pilosa; Megalonychidae. The record is from RefSeq and is a predicted model, not a curated record. The transcript has 16 exons.
ACAUGGCUUCAUCCCAUUUGUGAAGCGGGAGCUGCGGCAGUCGCUUUGCCUCCGACUAGUUCCGGUUUUUUUUUUUUUUUUCUUCUUCUUAAGCUCUGCCGGGCGGCCGCGCGUCUUAGAAGCCGCAGCCGCCGGUUGUAGGGUCCGGCGUCUAGUCAGUCUUUCUUCCCCGUGCACGCGCUCGCCUGCCUGCCGCGGAGGGUCGGAGCCGCCUGGGAAGCCUGCGCGGCCGGGGCGGGGCGCGGCGCCCCGAGCCGCGGGGGAGACAAAGAGAGCCGGCCCCUUCUCCUGGCGCCAAGAUGUGGAUCCAGGUUCGCACCAUCGACGGCUCCCAGACGCGCACCAUUGAGGAUGUCUCUCGCAAAGCCACAAUCGAAGAGCUGCGCGAGCGGGUGUGGGCGCUGUUCGACGUUCGACCCGAGUGCCAGCGCCUUUUCUACCGGGGCAAGCAGUUGGAAAAUGGAUAUACUUUAUUUGACUAUGAUGUUGGACUGAAUGAUAUAAUUCAGCUUUUGGUUCGCCCAGACCCUGAUCUUCCUAGCACAUCUAAACAGACUGAUGUACAGGUUAAACCUUCUAAUACUCCACCUAAAGUAAAGAAAAAUCCAAGGAUGGGACCUUCCGGUCAGCCAUCUACUUCAGCUCAUACACUUCUUAUUGAUCCUGGCAUUGGACUAUAUAAGGUAAAUGAAUUGGUGGAUGCCAGAGAUGUCGGCCUUGGUGCUUGGUUUGAAGCACAUAUACAUAGUGUUACUAGAGCUUCUGAUGGACAUUCACGUGGCAAAACUCCACUGAAGAAUGGCAGUUCUUAUAAAAGGACUAAUGGAAAUGUAAAUCAUAAUUCCAAAGAGAACACAAAUAAAUUGGACAGUGUACCCUCUACGUCUAAUUCAGACUCUGUUGCUGCUGAUGAAGACGUUAUUUAUCAUAUCAAGUAUGAUGAAUAUCCAGAGAGUGGUACUCUAGAAAUGAAAGUCAGAGAUCUUCGACCACGAGCUAGAACUACUUUGAAAUGGAAUGAACUAAAUAUUGGUGAUGUGGUAAUGGUUAAUUACAAUGUAGAAAAUCCUGGAGAAAGAGGGUUUUGGUUUGAUGCAGAAAUUACCGCACUGAAGACAAUUUCAAGGACCAAAAAAGAACUUCGUGUGAAAAUUCUCCUGGGGGGUUCAGAAGGAACUUUAAAUGACUGCAAGAUACUAUUCCCUGAUGAAAUUUACAAGAUUGAGAAACCUGGAGCCCAUCCACUUUCUUUUGCAGAUGGAAAGUUCUUAAGGAAAAAUGACCCUGAAUGUAACCUGUGUGGUGGAGACCCAGAUAAGAAUUGCCAUUCUUGCUCCUGCCAUAUAUGUGGUGGAAAACAGGAACCCAGCAUGCAACUUCUAUGUGAUGAGUGUAAUAUGGCCUAUCAUAUUUACUGCCUGAACCCACCUUUGGAUAAGAUCCCAGAAGAGGAAUACUGGUAUUGCCCUUCCUGUAAAACUGAUUCCAGUGAAGUUGUAAAGGCUGGUGAAAGACUUAAGAUGAGCAAAAAGAAAGCAAAGAUGCCAUCAGCUUGUACUGAAAGCCGAAGAGACUGGGGCAGGGGAAUGGCCUGUGUUGGUCGUACCAGAGAAUGUACUAUUGUUCCCUCUAAUCAUUAUGGACCUAUUCCUGGGAUUCCUGUUGGAUCAACCUGGAGAUUUAGAGUUCAGGUGAGCGAAGCAGGUGUCCAUAGGCCCCAUGUUGGUGGAAUUCAUGGUCGAAGUAAUGAUGGAGCUUAUUCUCUCGUCCUGGCUGGUGGAUUUGCGGAUGAAGUAGAUCGAGGUGAUGAAUUCACAUACACUGGGAGUGGUGGUAAAAAUCUCGCUGGUAAUAAAAGAAUUGGUGCACCGUCAGCUGAUCAAACAUUAACAAACAUGAACAGGGCAUUGGCCCUAAACUGUGAUGCUCCAUUGGAUGAUAAAAUUGGAGCAGAGUCUCGGAAUUGGAGAGCUGGUAAGCCAGUCAGAGUGAUACGCAGUUUUAAAGGGAGGAAGAUCAGCAAAUAUGCUCCUGAAGAAGGCAACAGAUAUGAUGGCAUUUAUAAGGUGGUGAAAUACUGGCCAGAGAUUUCAUCAAGCCAUGGAUUCUUGGUUUGGCGCUAUCUUUUAAGAAGAGAUGAUGUUGAACCUGCUCCUUGGACCUCAGAAGGAAUAGAACGGUCCAGGAGAUUAUGUUUACGUCUACAGUAUCCAGCAGGUUAUCCUUCAGAUAAGGAAGGGAAGAAAACUAAAGGACAGUCAAAGAAGGAGACCUGUGGAACCUUGAAAAGGCCUGAUCCGGGUGAUGAGUGUCCAACUGCCUCAAAAAUGUUCAAAGCAGAUUCAGGGGAAGCAGUUGAGGCUUUCCAAUUAACCCCUCAACAACAACAUCUAAUAAGAGAAGAUCAUCAGAACCAGAAGCUAUGGGAUGAAGUGCUUGCAUCUCUUGUGGAAGGACCAAAUUUUCUGAAAAAAUUGGAACAAUCGUUUAUGUGUGUCUGCUGCCAGGAACUAGUUUACCAGCCUGUGACAACAGAGUGCCUCCACAAUGUCUGUAAAGAUUGCUUACAGCGCUCCUUUAAAGCCCAAGUUUUCUCCUGCCCUGCUUGCCGACAUGAUCUUGGCCAGAAUUACAUCAUGCUCCCCAAUGAGAUCCUGCAGACUUUACUUGACCUUUUCUUCCCUGGCUACAGUAAAGGACGAUGAUCUGUCUACUUCUACUGUAUUGCUCCUGGUGGCUUUUUGGACAAAAAAGAAUCUAAAAUGGGGUAGGUAGGCUGGAAUCAAUGGUGGACCACAUUUCUCACAUUCUGAAGCAACUAAUCCUCUUUCCCACAUGGCCAUCAUCUUGUGUGUGUAGUAAGAGGCCCAUUUCUCAACUGUCUUUUAAAUAUCAAAAGGUAGUUCCUGCCAGUAACAACUAGUUUUAAUGAGUAAAAAGUCAAAACCUCAACAGUAGUUGAUACCCAAGUUAUGGUUUAUUUUGCAACUACCUCAGGACAGAAAAGAUUUAUGGGGAUUUUUAAAGUCAUUGAAUGAUUAGUCAAAUGAAAUUUUAGCUACACACUGCCUCCCAGAUAUUAGUUGUGCCUGGUUCAUGUAAUUUGAUUUUACAUAAAAGAAAAUGGCACUUGAAACAAUUGGAAUGAAUGCAGCUCCUGUAGUGUGCAUAAUCCUUUUUUUAAUGUCUCUUUUUCCAUCAUAUGUGUGUUUUGCAAGGGCAGAUUUGUUUUUUAGCCCAUUUUGUGGGAUCCAUUGUGCUUUUUUCUGGUGUUUUUAUGCAAGUUGACUACUAAUGAUUAAUGAGAACAAUAUGGAUGCAUUAUUGCUGCAUUAGUGUAAUGUGGUGUGGUUUUGCACUUAAAAAAGGUAUUCAGAUGCUCUAAUUGUAAAUGUUCAUGAAAAGCCAUUUCUGUACUAGUCAAACUGCUUUUAGUGAGUCUCACCAGUGGUUUUACAUCUGGACAGUGCUGACUUUUGAGAGGAUUGAAAUUGCUUCAUAUUGUGAUCCCAAAUUUUAUAUUCACUAUAUUCCCUAAAGUAUACCUUAAUAAAUAUUUUAUGACCAGAAAAA